This is a messenger RNA of Salarias fasciatus (jewelled blenny), 4735 nucleotides long. RefSeq names its product BTB (POZ) domain containing 7 (gene btbd7). Lineage: Eukaryota; Metazoa; Chordata; Actinopteri; Blenniiformes; Blenniidae. Gene Ontology annotation, molecular function: protein binding. The record is from RefSeq and is a predicted model, not a curated record. Gene Ontology annotation, biological process: morphogenesis of a branching epithelium.
AGCGCUGGGAUAGGCCACAACAACCACCCAGCCAGGCGUUAUGGGGAAACACCGAACCGAGCCCAGAACCCAAACCGCCCCGCUUUAGCUCACAGUCGAGUUCAAAAGGAAGAAGAAAUCCCCCGGAAAGUCGACUCCGGGGUGAAUUCCUGCGUUUGCGGGCCGGAUGGUGGACGUUGACGUCGAGCCGUGCGUAAUGAGCAGAGUUGGAAAAAGAAGGUGUUGAGCUGCAGUUUUUUUCUCCUCUCUCUCCGUUCUGCCACAGACAAGUUGGAUCGGAGUACAGCUCAAACUACGAGGGGAAAAUAAUGCCCACGAAGCCCCUCGCUUUCAGGCAUGGCAGCCAGGCCCCGCGGCUCUGAGGCGCCUUCACAGGAUCCUCGCCUGACCCGCCACUGAGGAUCCAGAGGACGGCGCUGCCUGAGCAGAAUGACUCAGCAAGAGGGGCGACCCCCGACUAGCAAGUGAAGAGAAGUGAGGAUGGGUGCCAAUGGGUCCAGCUAUCCACACUCGUGCUCCCCGCGCAUCGGGGGGAAUGCCCAGCCGCAGCAGACCUUCAUAGGGACGUCGUCGUUCUCUCAGCAGGGCUAUGGCUGGGAGUCGAAGCUGUACAGCCUGGAGCACAGCCACGAGCGGCCCGCCGACAGGAAGAAGAAGAGCCUGGGCCUGGCCACCCUCAAGCGGCGCUUCAUCAAGCGGAGGAAGUCCAGCCGCUCGGCCGACCACGCGCGGCAGAUGCGGGAGCUGCUGUCCGGCUGGGACGUGCGCGACACCAACGCCCUGGUGGAGGAGUACGAGGGCACGGCGGCCCUGAAGGAGCUGAGCUUCCAGGCCAGCCUGGCCCGGGCCGAGGCGCCCAGCCUGCAGCGCGACCUGGCCGCCCUCUACCAGCACAAGUACUGCACCGACGUGGACCUCAUCUUCCAGGGCACCUGUUUCCCGGCGCACCGGGCCAUCCUGGCCGCCCGCUGCCCCUUCUUCAAGACCCUGCUGUCCUCGUCCCCCGGCUACGGGGCCGAGGUCCUCAUGGACAUCGAGACGGCCGGCAUCGACGUCCCCAUGUUCUCCGCUCUGCUGCACUACCUGUACACCGGGGAGUUCGGCGUGGGCGGGGCCGAGGACACCCGGCUGCAGAACGUGGACGUCCUGGUGCAGCUGAGCGAGGAGUUCGGCACGCCCAACUCCCUGGAGGCCGACAUGAAGGGUCUGUUCGACUACAUGUGCUACUACGACGCCCUGCUCAGCUUCUCCUCCGACUCGGAGAUGAUCGAGAGCUGUAACGAGAGGGGGGCGGCGGCCGCGGCGCCGGCGGCCGCGGCGGUCGGCCCGGGAGGCGGCGGAGGCCCGGCCACCCCGGACGAAGACCUGAGGGCUCACAAGGCCAUCCUCUCGGCCCGCUCCCCUUUCUUCAGGAACCUCUUACAGAGACGCAUCCGCACGGGGGAGGAGAUGACGGAGCGCACGCUGCAGACGCCCACCCGCAUCGUGCUGGACGAGUCCAUCAUCCCCCGCAAGUACGUGCAGGUCAUCCUCCACUGCAUGUACACCGACGUGGUGGAGCUGGGCCUGGUGCUGCGGGGGAGCCCGUCGGCCGGCAGCCUGGGGGAGGUGCAAGCCCUGGUGUCCGGGGGGCCGCGGGGCAGCACGCGCACCGAGGAGGCCAUGGAGCUCUACCACAUCGCUCUGUUCCUGGAGUUCAGCAUGCUGGCUCAAGGCUGCGAGGACAUCGUGGUGGAGAGCCUGUCCCUGGACUCGCUGGUCCCCAUCCUGAAGUGGAGCUCGCAGCCGUACGGCUCCAAGUGGGUCCACCGGCAGGCCAUGCACUUCCUCUGCGAGGAGUUCAGCCAGGUCGUCACGUCGGACGUCCUCUACGAGCUCGGCAAGGAGCACCUCCUCAGCGCCAUCCAGUCCGACUACCUGCAGGCGAGCGAACAGGACAUUCUCAAGUAUGUUGUUAAGUGGGGCGAGCAGCAGCUUAUUAAGAGGAUGGCAGACAGGGAGCCCAACCUGCUGAGCGGCACGGCCCACAGCGUGAACAAGAGGGGGGUGAAGAGGAGGGACCUGGACGUGGAGGAGCUGAAGGAGAUCCUGUCGCCCCUCCUGCCCUUCGUCCGCACCGAGCACAUCCUGCCCCCCAGCAGCGACGUCCUCGCCGACGCGCUGAAACGGGGCCUGAUAAGCACGCCGCCGUCGGACAUGCUGCCCACGGCCGAGGGGGGGAAGGCCAACGCCUGGCUGCGGCAGAAGAACGCCGGCAUCUACGUGCGCCCGCGCCUCUUCUCCCCGUACGUGGAGGAGGCCAAGUCUGUUCUGGGCGAUAUGAUGGAGGAGCAGACCGAUCUGGUCCGCCUGCGCCUGGUCCGCAUGUCCAACGUCCCCGACACGCUCUACAUGGUCAACAACGCCGUGCCUCAGUGCUGCCACAUGAUCAACCACCAGCAAAUCGCCAGCAACACGGCCGCGGCGCCGUCCGUCGUGGCCAAUGAAAUCCCAGUGCCUCAGCUGCCGCUGGUGAAGGAGAUGAUCCGGAGGCUGCAUGAGCUGAGACACACGGAGCAGGUCCAGAGGGCCUACGCCCUCAACUGCGGCGAGGGCGCCACCGUCAGCUACGAGCUGCAGCUGCGGGUGCUGCGGGAGUUCGGCCUGGCGGACGGCGCCACGGAGCUGCUGCAGAAUCCGUACAAGUUCUUCCCAGACGAGCGGUUCGGCGACGAGAGCCCGAUCCUGGCGCUGCGGCAGGUGGGGCGCUGCCGGGUGAACAGCAGCCCCGCCAUGGACAGCAUGUUCACCGAGCUGGAGGGGGUGGCGGGCUUCCACCCUCCCCUGCCCCCCCCGCCUCCCCCCUACCACCCGCCCGCCACGCCCAGCCACGCCCAGCUGAAGGGCGCCUGGCGGCCCCGCGUGCCGCUGCCCACCCCCACCCGCUCCUUCUCCUACCCCUGCAACCGCACGCUGGUCCAGCGCCACGCCGCCGCCAAGCACGGCGGCUCCGACUACUCCUCAGCCCCGCGGCCGCAGCCGCCCGACUGCACCAACCCGCAGGCCAUGGGCCGGGCGCUGCUGUCCGAGCAGCAGGCGAUGAGCUUGGAGCCCGUCAUGAGGGAGUUCAUGCCGGACAUCGCGCUGGGCGUGUCGGUGAUGUCCCUGAGGGAGCAGCACAUGGCGGAGCUGGACAGGGAGGGGCCCCACAGCCCCAUGGGCCCCCCGGGGGGCCUCCACCUGCCGCACGGCGCCUGCCCCUCCGUCCGCCACGCCCACGGCCACGGCCCCGGCCACGGCCACUCCUGCAAGAGACACGCCCCCGAGCCCAAACUGGAGGCGCAGGCGGAGUUCCCCGACCUGUACGACUUCUCCUGCCGCCCGGCCACGCCCACCUCCGCCCACCCGCUGCCCCCCUUCGCCGGCCCCGACCUGUACAGCCACAGCUGCGGCGCCCCCGCCGCCUACCCGCCCCCCUACGCGUCGGACUCCCAGCCCCCGGGCGCGGCGCAGGGGCGGCCGGCCCCGGACCCGCUGCGGCUGGACGUCCUCGGCAUCGCCGCCCAGCGGCACGACGGCGUCCUGGCCAGCCCGUCCGGCGCCGCGCCCCGGAUGGGGGGCCACCUCCCCAAGGGCCGGGCCAACGAGACGGACCUGACCCACGGCCUGGGCCACCUGCGCUCCCCCAGCGGGAACCUGGACGGCUACGAGGAGCGGCACGCGGGUCCGCGGGACGUCCCGGAGGACAUGGUCCUGUCCGGGGAGCCGCCGGGUCCGGCCGGCCUCCAGCAGCCGCACAGGAACAGCGUCGGCGAGGACAUCGCCAGAGACCGCCGCUCGCCCAGCAAGCCCGACUACCCCUACAAGAAAUCUGCACUUUAACCCCCCGUCAGGACCCGGGGUGAGUUAGGAAAAGGGAAAAAGUGAUGAGUGGCUGCCCCCCCCCCCUCCCCCCCUCCCUCCGGUGACGGAUGGCAAAGCACUAAACGUGUGCCUGCGUGUGUGUGUGUGUGUUUGUGUGAGUGUGUGAGAGGAGCAGGGAAAAGGCUGGUCGAUUGUUGCUAUUUAUAGUGUGUCCUUCUGUCCUACCUCUACCACACUGUGCUCUCUGUCACACGGUCGGAGCGAGGGAGGAGCCGGGGGGGGGGGGGGGGGGGGGGGGGGGGGGGGGGGUGCAGGUGGGCUCGGUCCCCGCGAGCGAAACUCGGUCCGGAUUGGCGAUCCAACAAAGACCGCCGCUCCGCUCUCUCACAGAAAGGGAAGAUCGGAGGACAGAGAAGUCUCAGUUUACAUCCUGAACAAAGGCACAGUCUGGACGGAGCGCUGGGAGAAACCACGUGUAAAUAUGUCUCGCUGUAUUGUUUCUUUUUUUUUUUUUUUUGCCCCACAUGAGUUGUAUUUCCAUUUGCUCCUCUUGCAUGAGUGUCGUAACACACCUGACCACCCGCCGCCGCCGCCGCCGCCGGGCCGCGAGCGCACGGAGCGGGAAUCGGAUCCGACGGGGAAGUAGGUCAUCAGCGCUCGUUGCUCCCCGGUAACCCAGCCUGGUAAUUGUCCCCGGUGUUAACUAUCGCAGCGUCGCCCCGAGGCGGACGCCCGCUGCUCUGAGAUGAAGGGAGAAGAUGGGGGGGGAUAAGGGUGGGGGGGGGGGGGCAGGAGCAUCACCGGCAGGUUCAUUACUGAGAUACAGCAGAGAAUAUAAAGCUGCCAUGGCAACUGACACGUGGGGAUCCGAUGGAGUGGGAGGGGUUUGUAG